This is a messenger RNA of Chiloscyllium plagiosum (whitespotted bambooshark), 2869 nucleotides long. It is a transcript of the gene bsdc1, whose product is annotated as BSD domain containing 1. NCBI's taxonomy places the organism in Eukaryota, Metazoa, Chordata, Chondrichthyes, Orectolobiformes, Hemiscylliidae. Gene Ontology annotation, cellular component: cytoplasm. The record is from RefSeq and is a predicted model, not a curated record.
AUCUUUAUUCUGGACCCUGGAGGGAGAGAGAAUGAUCACCCAUGAGUGCAAGGACAUGGGUUCCCAGUCUUCUCUGAAGAGCAGUUUCACAAUGCACUAUGUAGCCAUUUUACAGGGAGGAGCAUCCAGGGAAUCUGCUGGGAGUUGGUGGGGGAGCUGGAUACAAGAAGGUUUCCAGUCAGUAAAAGAAAAGUCUACUGAAGCUCUGGAGUUUAUGAAACGGGACCUUGCAGAGUUUUCACAUGUGGUACAGCAUGAUACAGCAUGUACAAUUGCAGCCACCGCAAAUGCAGUGAAAGAAAGACUGAGUGCAGAAACCUCUACAGGAGCUGGACAGCAGGUGAAAAAGGGAUUAUCAAACAUUCUGGGAGUCCUCUCGGACACUUUUGCUCCUCCUCCAGACAAAACUAUUGAUUGUGAUGUUAUAACACUGGUCGCAACACCUUCUGGUACUACAGAACUCUACGACAGUACCAAGGCUCGUCUUUACAGUCUACAGGCUGAUCCAGCAACGUACUGCAAUGAGCCAGAUGGUCCGUUGGAGCUCUACGAAGAGUGGGUUGCUGAUUUUAAUCUUGAAAAUCAGAAAGGGGAAAUCUCGGACCUAUUGGUUAAUAGUCCUGCAGUGCGUGCUCUUUACACAAAAAUGGUACCAGCAGCCGUAUCUCAUUCAGAAUUUUGGCAUCGAUACUUUUAUAAACUUUAUCAGUUGGAACAGGAAGAGACCAGGAGAAUAGCACUGAAACAGAGAGCAGAGCAGACUUCUCAUGCAGAGGAGCUUCAAUGGGAAGAUGAAGAAGAUGAAUUUGUAGGUGCUUCGCCUGUCAGUUCAGAGUUUCGACAUACGCCGCAAAGUCCAUUAUUGCCUAUACAAUCUUUCGUUGCGUGCUCCAUGCUGGAGCAUUCAGUUGAACUUCCGAACCAGAAUAUUGCUGACAUUAUGCAAAUGCCAGGGGAACACCAGUCUGUAAGUGCCAUCAGCAGCCCCACAGAACUCCAGCUGAGAAGUCAAAUCUCCACUUCCAGUGAGACAUCAAGAUCUGAGGAGACUGUGAAGGAAAUUGCAGGCAAUGUAAUAGAUACCAGUGUGGAGCUGGUGGUAGAACAGGAUUUGAAGCCCAAGACUAAGGGCAGGCCUUCAAUUCCAGAGGAAGAAACAAAUGGAUCAACUAAAGAUCAAAAAAUGAAGGAGUUUACUGCAGUAUCUGGUGCAGUGAUUGAGGCAAAGAACACCAACAAACUGGAGACUACAAAAGAUGAUGGACCCAUUGAUUUGAGAGUGUAUGAACUUAACUCGGACAGUGGAAAAUCAACGCCAUCCAAUAACGGAAAGAAAGGGUCUAGCACAGACAUCAGUGAGGACUGGGAAAAGGAUUUUGAUUUGGAUAUGACCGAGGAAGAAGUCCAGUUAGCAUUAUCCCAGGUGGAUGUGUCGGAACAGCUAGAAGAUGAAGACUGGGACGAUUGGGAAUAAAAUGAAAUUGGAUAUUGCUGCUUCAGUUGAUUUCUUGAAUUCUUUCAUUCUAAUGUAAUGACAAUUGUGUUUAUAUUCUUAGCCUGUAGUGUAUAUACAGGUUUCCUGUGCCAUUGCUUCAGUAAGUUAGGGUAACAUGUUUUAUACUGCAUGCUAUUGUAUUAUAUAGCAGGCUUUUUAGCAUGUAAUUACAAAGAACUAUGGAGCAUGGGUUAUAUUUCAUUCUUUAGACUAAAGUUAUAUUCAGUGGGAGACAUUGCUAUUAUUGUUUCUAAUGAUGUUUUGUUUUUGCGUAAUUAACAGCUGGUUGGUUGUGCAAUAUAUAUUUUAAAUAUGCAUUUUCUAGCUUUCAGAUAUGGGAGACUAUUAGUUUUGUAAUUCAAAUUCCCUUAGAUCUUUUACAGAUUUGCACUUACAUCAAUUAAACUUAAAUUAUACAAGGUUAAUUGACUAAUGCUGUGUGUUUAUGCACUUUUUAAAUAAAACAAAAUGUCAGCAAAAAGUGCUAAUUGGAAAUUGAAUUUUCCAAUUUACUGAAUAGUGGUAGAGUAAUGCUCUUUGAAAAUUGGAGAUUUACCAAAAAUAGGGUUAUAAUUUUGAGCUACAUGGCAUUUCAAAUGUAUUUUUAAUACCCUUUGCUUGUAACCAGUCUCGCACUUCGACAGAUUUGCUACUCUGUAAAUGUUGAGAACCGGUUAUUGAAACAAAUAUGGGAUUAGUAAAAGAACACUCACUGUUAUUUUGUGCUGAAAAGUGUAGCAAAAGCCUCAAGGUUAAUUGUUAAUCAAGUUAAGGUAAGUAGGCUAUUGGUCAAAUCACUCACUGAAUGUUCCAUGCAUUUUGGUGAGGGGAGGGUUGGUCAGAAUGGGAAGCUGAAAAGAUUAGAUUGUUGUAUUGAUCCCAUGAAUGGAGCAGGAAACACAUGAAACAACAGUUCAGAAAUCUACUGGCUUAUUGAUCAAAUCUUCCUGUUAAAUGGUAAUGGGUACACCUGUGUUGAGCAAGCUAAAAACAAAGCAGUGCAGUUUGCCUUGGAAAGCUGAAAACUCUUUUGAAUGAAUUGGAAACACUAAUACAGUCAUUGUGCUGCACACUGAUUAUGCCUUCACUCCUGAAAUGUGUUAUUACCAUGUUACUUAUAUGAUUGAAAUUUGAAAAGCAAAAUUUUGCAUUCUAGAAAUUUUAAACAAAGAGUUUAGUGAUACUUAACAUAUCAGUCAGCAUAUGUCAAAAAAACCCAAAAGUUAGUUAAUAUUUCAGGUCUUGGAUGCUUCCUCAAAAGUCUUGUAACUAGUAUGUCAAAAGACUUGUGCAAUCUUGACAAACUGAUUGACUACUUUGCUGAGUAUUUACUAUUUAUUUUUAUUUCUUUAAUAAACUGGCACAUUUAUUUCA